Messenger RNA from Thamnophis sirtalis, 459 nucleotides. Lineage: Eukaryota; Metazoa; Chordata; Lepidosauria; Squamata; Natricidae. The record is from RefSeq and is a predicted model, not a curated record.
AUGACGUAUAAAGGCACAUAUCUCUUCAAUGAUAUUAACGAAUGCGAAUUAGACAGCAAUCAGUGCACUGAAGCCCAGAACUGCGUGAACUUUCACGGAGGGUAUCGGUGUGUGGAGAAGAAGCUGUGCCAAGAACCUUACGUCCACGUCUCUGAAAACCGCUGUCUGUGCCCGACCUCAAACCCCCUUUGUCAUGAGAAGCCUUCCUCUGUCAUCUACCGGUAUAUGAGCAUCUUGGCCGAUCGGACGGUGCCCUCGGACAUUUUCCAAAUUCAAGCCACCACCUUCUACCCAGGAUCCUUUAACACCUUCCAGAUCCGUUCAGGCAACGAGGAUGGAGAAUUUUACAUCCGGGUAAGUCCGUAUCCUAGCAACAGCCAAUCGCAGCCAUUUUUCUAUAAAGUUUACUCUGGCACCGGGCUUCCUAACACUGAUGCUUUCAGGUCAGGGGGUCUCUAA